Molecule: messenger RNA, 2161 nt
Organism: Pollicipes pollicipes
Lineage: Eukaryota; Metazoa; Arthropoda; Thecostraca; Pollicipedomorpha; Pollicipedidae
Product: major facilitator superfamily domain-containing protein 1
Exons: 11
Coding region: 235-1722 (495 amino acids)
Biological process (GO): transmembrane transport
Cellular component (GO): lysosome
Molecular function (GO): transmembrane transporter activity
Source: RefSeq, a predicted model, not a curated record
CUCGUCUCUGUUUUAGGGCCUUGGCCUUGUCGGUUGCAAGGCGUCUGGGCAUGGGCGACUGCGAACAGUAGUGACUGGCCUGGUCGGUUUCCCGGGGCACGUGCACAGAUAGGAUAAGUGGCGAAGAUCGUCGGAUAAGAUAAGGAAAUCUCUACGACCCGCCAAAGACUGCCGGAGUGCCCGACCUGCGGUGAUUGUGCCGGCCCGCUGGGGUGUCAGCUGCUGGCAACGAGGAUGUCAGAUGAGGGCGAGGUGCAGGUCCGUCCGGCACCCAGGGAUGGGGAGCCAGAGCGGGACGUGGAGCUGACCGGCUGCGGCGGCUCGCUCUGCUGCGACCCGCACCGUAACGUCCACCGUUUCGUCGUGUUGCCUAUCAUCUGCUUCAUCUCUUUCGGGUCGUAUUUCUGCUACGACGGUCCGGGUGCGCUGCAGGAUGACCUGAAGCGCGACAUGGGCGUCAACACGUCACAGUACUCCAACCUGUAUGCCUGGUACUCCUGGCCCAACGUGGUGCUCUCCAUGGUCGGCGGAUUUCUCAUCGAUAGGGUGUUCGGCAUCCGGCUGGGCGCCAUCAUAUUCGCCGGCUUCGUGUGCGUUGGCCAGGUGAUCUUCGCCUCCGGAGGCAUCCUGGACCUGUUCUGGCUCAUGGUGGUCGGCCGCUUCGUGUUCGGCAUCGGCGGUGAGAGCUUAUGCGUGGCCGUCAACACGUACUCCGUGCAGUGGUACAAGGGCAAGGAGCUGAACAUGGUGCUGGGCCUGUCACUGUCGGUGGCGCGCGCCGGUUCCACCGUCAACUUCAACGUCAUGAAGCCGCUCUACGACGCCGUCUCCGAAUCCUACUCGGGCUAUAAGGCCACCGGCGUCACACUGAUGAUCGCCGGCUUGGCCACCAUCCUGUCGCUGGUGCUGGCCGUCAUCAUGUGGUUCCUGGACAAGCGGGCUCAGGUGAUCUUGCGCCGGGACGAGGGCAAAACGGGCGAGGAGGUACACAUCACCGACGUCAAGGAUUUCCCCGUCAGCUUCUGGAUGCUCACCGCCAUCUGCGUCUUCUAUUACGCAGCCAUCUUCCCCUUCGUAUCGUUUGGACAGGUGUUCUUCAUCCGCAAGUUCGAGAUGACACCGGCCGAGGCCAACUCCUGCACGGGAAUCAUCUACAUCAUCUCGCUGGUGGCAUCGCCCUUCAUCGGGCUGUCCAUCGACUUCGCCGGCAGGAACAUCCUUUGGGUGAUGGUCUCGGUGUUGAUGACGAUCGGCUGUCACGCGCUGAUGGCCUUCAGCUUCAUCAACCCCUGGGUGGCCAUGUCGAUCCUGGGCAUCGCCUUCUCCAUGCUGGCCUCCGCUCUCUGGCCAAUGGUGGCGCUGGUUAUCCCGGAGCGGCAGUGCGGCACCGCCUACGGCAUUAUGCAGUCGGUGCAGAACCUGGGCCUUGCACUGGUCAACAUGCUGGGUGGCACGAUCGUGGACCACAGUGGCUACCUUGUCUUGGAGGUGUUCUUCCUCGCGUGUCUCUGCGUCUGCAUGGUGGCUAGUAUCGUCAUCUGGGUCAUGGACGACAUUAAGCACGACGGCUACCUGAACGGCAGCCGGAAACUCAAACAGCAGAUCGAGGAGCGGUGUCGCCAACGGGAGGCGGCCGAGGCCAAGGCGGCAGCUGAGUCGGCCGAGAAGCACGGCUUCGACAACAAGGCGGCCGAGUGGGGCGACGAGGACACCGAGAUGUAGCUGACGGUGCCGCGCCCGGUGGCGGCGCGGCCGCGUGCCCCGGGCCUGCGACGCGGUCGGAGCCCGAGCGGGCGCGGCGGCCCGGCGGCGGCCUCCCGCUGCCGCGGCCUUGGCGAGCGUCACCCCGUCAGCUCGGCGCUCACCAGACGUCCACCCGUCUCCGGUGCCGUUGGAAACAUGGCGCCAACGCCAAAUUGGUUCACCAAUUCGAGCUUGCUCGGAGCGGGAGUCGCUGACCAUGUACUCGGUGGCCAGUAGGUUGAUUGAUUCGUUUGGAUGCAUAUGCUCGGAAAACGUCCAGCCUUCAGCUCACUCACCUCUGGGAUAUGUUAUGACAGACGGACUGCGCGUAAUAUUCUCAUCGAUGAGGUCUUGAUGAAAACUCUUUAAAACUCUUUUAGAUCUGGUACGAUGCAAGCUUCACUGCGAGGUACGGUGU